Molecule: messenger RNA, 234 nt
Organism: Iphiclides podalirius (scarce swallowtail)
Lineage: Eukaryota; Metazoa; Arthropoda; Insecta; Lepidoptera; Papilionidae
Source: the annotation of a GenBank genome assembly
AUGAUCGAUAGCGUCAGGUGUCCGUUUGAGGAGCGGAAAAAAUAUGUGGGUCGCGGCCGCACCUGCCGCCCGCCGAUGCCGGCGCGAGCUCGCUCAUUGUGCCCAAUGCGCUCAAUGGGCUCAAUGGGCUCAAUGGGCCAAUGGGCCCGUGGGUCCCUUGGGCCCGUCGCCACGCGCCCAGCGGCCGCGCUCGAACAGAUGGCGCCAAUUAGGACACAUCCAGUUUCGUUUAAU